This is a messenger RNA of Theileria equi strain WA, 1533 nucleotides long. RefSeq lists its product as hypothetical. The record is from RefSeq and is a predicted model, not a curated record. The coding region runs from base 1 to 1533 and encodes 510 amino acids. The transcript has a single exon. NCBI's taxonomy places the organism in Eukaryota, Apicomplexa, Aconoidasida, Piroplasmida, Theileriidae.
AUGCCUAGUCCUACAUCUGGUGUCACUAUAAAUAUAAGAGAGAAACCUACCGAUAAUGAAAAUCUACCAUAUAUAUAUGGAUCUGACCAAGUUAGGCUGGAAAGAGGAGAAAAUCCUCCUGGCUCUGGCUUCUUAAUGUUUAAGCAUACUUCGCCUAAUGGACAACCUUUUCAGGUUGACAAAGUGAUGUUUGGAGAUGCUCAGGUUUCAGAUAUAGGAGUUAACUAUGGUGAUAAGAUUGAUCACCUUGCAGUAUGGUACUGGAGAGAAACACUUGAAACUAUGACAAACCCUCUUCUAGCAGAGGUAUUUAGGAAUGGAAGUUACACUUACAACUAUAACAAAGGAGGUAUGGAAACAAGCUGGACUUCACUUCCCAUAAUACAAAAUCCUCGACCUAUUCCACUCCAUAAUAAAGACCUAGAAACUCAGCUUGAUGGCCUUAACUGCUAUCUCAAUGAUGCAGUUACUUUGAAUCUAACUUUUGAGAAUUCUAGCAAACUUUCAAACAAUAGUGCUCGUGGUAAGAACACCUACUGUUGCAUUACUCAUAGUCCUAAUGCUACUAGCGGGAGGGUCUCUGUUGAGAAAGUAAAAGUUUCUUGUAAACAAAACCCUAAUCAUCGUAGUGCCGACUGCUACAAACAUGAAUUUACUCCUAGCAAUGGAUGGAGGCUUGCAGCUAUCAAGUACGAUCCUACUGGUGGGUCUACUAGGAAUAGAAUAAAUUUGAAUGGACACAAAUCUCCUCCAAGCGUAACAACCGUAUAUGCAUUCUACAAAGACAAUAAUCCAAAACUGAUAUACGUUGAAGGAAAUGAGGAAAACAAGUGGUUUAAAAGUCCUACUGGUGGUAACAGCAACGACGAAAACUGGGAAAAAGUCUUGACUGACCUCCAAGGUAUAAAACCUACUAACUUUAAUAGCCUUACCUGUAACCAAUGGAGUAAACUCAAAGAAGCACUAACAGAGGCUGGAUGUGGAAGCUUGCCAAAAUGUCCUCAAGAACAUUCUCAAUCCUCAUUUCGACUAAGUGCCGGUGGAGGAUCUCCUUCUACUCCUCCUGGACCUCAAGGACCUUCUGGUAUAGAUGGUUAUAGAGGAGAUACGGUGGAAAAAGGUACUCAAGAUACUAAAUCACUACAAGAACAAGAACAACAACAACGUACUAAAGAAUCUGAAGAACUAAGACAAGAAGUCAAAGAAGCCGAAGGUGAAGGCUCUGAAAAGGAAAAACUCAAAAAGAAAGAAGAGGAAGAUGGUGUUCAAGUUACUAAUGGUGAUCAAACUGGAUCUACUGAAUCCUCAUCUCCAGAGCAAGGUGCUGCUGAAGGAGACCCUGAUGGACCUGGUAGAGGUGGUGAUGGUACCGCUGCUGAAUUUGGUACUGGGGCCGCUGAAGCUGGCAUUUUUGCUACUAUUGGAUACUUUAUUGCUGGAACUACAGGAUCCGGCGCAGCUGGUUUCUUGGGAUAUAAGGGUUAUAAGUUAUACCAAAACUUUAAAGGAGAUCCAUGGGUUAGACAGAUUUAG